Kuraishia capsulata CBS 1993 is the source of this 1662-nucleotide messenger RNA. RefSeq lists its product as uncharacterized. NCBI's taxonomy places the organism in Eukaryota, Fungi, Ascomycota, Pichiomycetes, Pichiales, Pichiaceae. Gene Ontology annotation, cellular component: cytoplasm; nucleus; elongator holoenzyme complex. The transcript has a single exon. The record is from RefSeq and is a predicted model, not a curated record. Bases 1 to 1662 code for a protein of 553 amino acids. Gene Ontology annotation, molecular function: iron-sulfur cluster binding; acyltransferase activity, transferring groups other than amino-acyl groups. Gene Ontology annotation, biological process: tRNA wobble base 5-methoxycarbonylmethyl-2-thiouridinylation.
AUGGCUGUUGGAGUGGGAAAGUCCAAACAAAAGCUUGCUCCAGAGAAGGAGCGGUUUUUGCAAUGUUGCGGAGACAUUUCGCUGGAACUGGUGUCGUCGCUCAAGACGUCUAAAGACAUCAAUCUUAAUGGGUUGAUCAUACGCUUUGCCAAGAAGUACAAGCUGAAACAGCAGCCACGGCUGACUGAUAUCAUAUCCUCCAUUCCCGACCAGUACAAGAAGUACCUUAUUCCCAAGCUUAAGGCCAAACCGGUGCGGACUGCUUCAGGUAUAGCAGUGGUUGCUGUCAUGUGCAAGCCGCAUAGAUGUCCACACAUCGCCUACACCGGCAAUAUCUGCGUUUAUUGUCCUGGAGGUCCAGACUCAGAUUUCGAGUAUUCCACACAGUCAUAUACUGGGUACGAGCCCACCUCGAUGAGAGCCAUCCGUGCUAGAUAUGAUCCCUACGAGCAGGCCCGUGGCCGCAUAGAACAGCUCAGACAACUUGGUCACUCCAUUGAUAAGGUGGAGUAUAUCAUCAUGGGUGGAACAUUCAUGUCGCUCCAAAAAGAUUACCGUGAGUCGUUUAUCACGGAGUUGCACAAUGCCUUGACUGGGUACAACGGAAAGGACGUUGACGAGGCCAUCAAAUUCUCACAGCAAUCUCAGACAAAAUGUGUGGGAAUAACUAUCGAGACAAGGCCAGAUUAUUGCACGGAGACUCAUUUAAGUGACAUGCUGAAAUAUGGGUGUACCAGGCUGGAAAUCGGAGUCCAAUCUGUCUACGAAGACGUUGCGAGAGACACCAACAGAGGCCAUACGGUCAAGGCUGUCUGUGAGACUUUCGCCUAUGCCAAGGAUGCUGGAUAUAAGGUGGUGAGUCAUAUGAUGCCAGACUUGCCCAAUGUUGGCAUGGAAAGAGAUCUGGAGCAGUUCAAGGAAUACUUUGAGAAUCCCGCUUUCAGGACUGACGGUCUCAAACUGUAUCCUACACUGGUGAUUAGAGGAACGGGUCUCUACGAAUUGUGGAAGAACGGCCUUUACAAGUCGUACAAUGCUAAUGCUCUGAUUGACCUGGUUGCCAGAAUAUUGGCUUUGGUCCCUCCAUGGACGCGUAUCUACAGAGUCCAGAGAGACAUCCCAAUGCCUCUGGUGACCAGCGGAGUGGAAAAUGGAAAUCUAAGAGAACUUGCUUUGGCCAGAAUGAAGGACUUUGGCACCACAUGCCGAGACGUUCGUACCAGAGAAGUGGGUAUUCAAGAGGUGCAUCAUAAGGUGCAGCCCGACCAGGUGGAGUUGAUCAGAAGGGACUACUAUGCUAACGGUGGUUGGGAGACGUUUCUAUCGUACGAGGAUCCGAAACAAGACAUUUUGAUUGGACUGCUGAGACUUAGAAAAGCCUCCAAGAAAUACACCUUUCGCAAAGAGUUCAAAUCACAGCCCACAUCGAUUGUUCGUGAACUCCAUGUGUAUGGUUCGGUCGUUCCAUUACACUCCAGAGACCCACGUAAGUUUCAGCACCAAGGCUUUGGCACUCUGCUAAUGGAAGAGGCCGAGAGAAUUGCUAGAGAGGAGCAUGGUUCGCAGAAAAUCAGUGUCAUCAGUGGAGUCGGGGUUAGGAAUUACUAUGCCAGAUUGGGGUACGUUCUGGAUGGGCCAUUCAUGUCGAAACAGCUCGACUAA